Mizuhopecten yessoensis (Yesso scallop) is the source of this 1763-nucleotide messenger RNA. RefSeq lists its product as uncharacterized. The transcript is spliced from 2 exons. NCBI's taxonomy places the organism in Eukaryota, Metazoa, Mollusca, Bivalvia, Pectinida, Pectinidae. The record is from RefSeq and is a predicted model, not a curated record. The coding region runs from base 55 to 903 and encodes 282 amino acids.
UCCAUAUUCUGUUCAACGAAGCGAUCAUUAUCUACUUAAAAAGUGAAAUAUAUAAUGGAUAAAGCAGAGUUGAAUGAACGGAAAAUGUCAUCAGCCUAUCAUGGAUCACUAAAAUGCAGACGUCUGAAGAAAACUAUGAAGGAUAAGUGUUUGGUGAUCGGAGAAACAACGAUGUAUUAUGGAAACUUCGGAUCCGUCCAGUUGUGGUCUCCAAUUCCGGGCUCCCCUAAUUUAGACAACGAACCAGAUAUUAUCAAUAUCCGCCCAGACAGUCCAAAAGAAGCGGCGUUACCGCUUCAGCGUAAACACCAAGCUACACCAAAGAAUACCAAAGGAAAGAAGCCAACUUCUCAAAAGAAGAUGAGUACACCAACAGACAAGAAGAAUACAUCUGCUAAGUAUCCAUUGCCACCAUUAAGAGCUGCCCCCGCUAGUGUCAGCAACAGUCGAUGUUUACCACGGGUGUCAAGGGGAAGAGAACCAUGCGAUUUCAAACCUUCAAGAUAUAUUGAACGUAGGGGAAAUUACCUCAUGUCUGCAUAUGCAUGGAUUCCACAACCAGGCUUCAAACCAAGUGAAAAGAAAACAACUCCAAAGAACGCUUUUACAUCAGAGUCUUCAAGCAUAAAAUAUGGAUCUCUUGGUAAACUACUUGAACCAACAAAGGGUGUAAAUACUUCCUCUUCUCUUGUAAUGGCCUCAUUAGAUGGCGUCCGCCUUCCUGCCAUUCGUGGAGCAACAAGAGCCUCUGAAACCCAACAGAUCCUUCCACCAACUGCCCAGUACAUCAAUAUCUAUAAGGACGAUGGCCAUCUCCCUCCCACGAAGGUCAGAUCUAUGACAAUUGCCAAUAAAGGACUUGAAAGGGAGUAUCAUAAAACCACAAAAGGCUACAAAUGGUAGAUAUUUGUUUCAAAUAUCCGAAGUAUGGUAACACCUGUGAACACGCUCUAAUGCUUGAAGCAUCCUUCUGAAAUAUUUAAAACUGAAAAUUGUAAAGCAUCUUCUGAUAUUUCAAAUGAUAAUUCGAGCAGUUAUAUGCAAAUUACAUAUUUUCGCAUUGGACGAAAUUGUUCCUGCGGACACAGUUGAACCCCCGAAUGAAACUAAGGGGGUUGUACCUGUAACGCUAUUAGUUAAUGCCGGAAUUCGCCUAUGCAGAAGGUGGUGCGGAAACUAGCCUAUGACAGGUGGUGCCGGAACUAGCCGAUGACAGGUGGUGCCGGAACGAGCCGAUGACAGGUGGUGCCGGAACGAGCCGAUGACAGGUGGUGCCGGAACGAGCCGAUGACAGGUGGUGCCGAAACAAGACGAUGGCAGGUGGUAUCAGAACGAGCCGAUGACAGGUGAUGUUGGAACUAGUCGAUGACAGGUGGUGCCGGAACGAGCCAAUGACAGGUGGUGCCGGAACAAGACGAUGGCAGGUGGUAUCAGAACGAGCCAAUGACAGGUGAUGUUUGAACUAGUCGAUGACAGGUGGUGCCGGAACUAGUCGAUGGCAGGUGGUGCCGGAACGAGCCGAUGACAGGUGAUGUACGAACUAAUCGAUGACAGUGGUGCCGGAACAAGCCGAUGGCAGGUGGUGUCGGAACGAGCCGAUGCAAUUUUCGUCAUGAUAUGGUGGUGCAGAUAUUGUAAAAAUACUGAGGUCAAUGUAUCAAUCACCAAGAAAACUAGAGAGCUUUUCAAGAUUUUGAUUAUGGAAAGGAACAUUUUAUAUUCUUUGCAAAAUCAACAGGAAAUGUGCGAAAUUAUUUUGUUAU